AUGGAACCACCUCCUCAGCGACGGAUGGGACUACGGUCGCCAGUCCCUCCUGCCUCGUCUGUUUCGCCGAAUCCAUCACGCGCAGGCUCGAAGCAGAGCAACCGACCCAGUUCGAGCGGCAGUGACACCUCGGGCUCUUCACGUCUUUCAGUUGUCAAGAGAUCUCCCUACAACCAACAAUUGCCGACCCCUCCGCCCGAAUUGCAAAAGCACCGCCCAAGACAGCACUCACAGGGUUACUUCGAACCCUCGAUGCCUUCCGCCUCCCUAGCCAGCCAGUCUCAGCUACACGAUCACACCGGGAUGCCUACACUCAAUCCUUCUCAAAUUGCCGCCCAGGCUGCAAUGCAGCAUCUGAAUGCGACGAACCAUUCCCGCAAGAGAUCGCAGACAGUACCAUUUCCACAAGAGCAGACCCAGCAGGAAGGUCGCCGUAACAGCAGAGGGUCGGCAGGCUCUCACGAGGGCCAAUCCCCAACCACAGCGGAGCAACAGUAUCGCAAUGGACUAGUGGGCACCAACGCAGCAGCAACGGCAGCUAGCGUGGUAUUCCCAAGGAAUUUUGCAUCAACUAGCCAAGUGUCGUUGGUGGAGGAGGAAAAGUCAAAGAAAGGCCUGAAGAGAUUUAGACCGAAACACAUUGUGCUAUCAAGGGACAAGGACAAAGAGGCUAAAGAGAAGCCGUUGCCGUCGCCAAACCGUCUGGCACCAAGUGGUUUGUCGAAGGUUAUGAAUGCCUCUACCUCAAGCCUUGCGGAGUCACUGUCGUCUAAUUCCUCCUCCUUAUAUCAGCUUGCUAACCCAUCGUCAUCAACCAUCGUACCAUUUCCAGAGCAAAGGGAGCAGAAAGACAAGACUCACAAGCACCAUGGUCUACGUCAAAAAUUAAAACUCAAGGAUAAAGAUGAGACCUUUGCCCUUCCAUUGUCUUCUGCCAGCUCAAACUCUCGUCCAGUGGAUGUCAACAACCCACAGUCUCUCUACUCUUUUGCUCCACCAUCACCCAAUCCAUCAUCCAACUUUGCCAAGUCAGUCUCUGGGCUCGAUCUUCGGCAUGGGGGUCGAGCUCUGCGGGAGAAAAAGAAGGAAGAAAAAGCCCAGGCAGCCUUCGCCAAUCUUGAACCUGUCUAUAGCCGGGGAGAAAGCGACACCUCCGAAUGGCCUUCCCUAGGGACCAGCUUUACCAAUCAAUCGGUUAGCAAUUUCAACACAUACAGCGAGAUCAAAGAAGCAGGAGCGAACUUUGGUCUUUCCAACAUGUCUGCAGAUGAUGCCUGGGACCUGCUCAGGGCAAAGAUAUUGGUGACAUUUGAAGGGGAGGACGUACGAAUAGCUGUCGAGGAUCUAAACAAGCUCGUCACAAUUCACGUGCAGAGGUGCGUGCAAAGGAAAGAUCCUAGUAUUGUCAUUGGUGAUCUGGAAGAUCUCUUGAAGACUGGGUUUCUAAGCCUCAAUCAUACCUUGCGCAAUGCUGCCGAUAACAGCCUAGUACCUAAGCUGGUAGGCAUAUGGAUGGAAGUAUUCGGCAAAAUCCUCCCAUUCAUGCAAGCUGUCUUUCUUCCCCUUGAUCAAGAGUUCAAGGGCAGAGGCACAAUACUAACUACCCCCAAGAUGGCCGCAGAAUUCUGGGGAGCUCUACCGAGCCAUGAAAGUGGGAGUAAGCUAUCGUCAUCACCAGCAUCUGGAGAGGGCGCAGACUUUGUGGUUGCAGCGGGCGAGGAGCUGGAGGUGAGACGGAUCCUGCUCAUCAGCUACCGGGAUACUAUCGUACUGCCACGCUACGAGGUGCUGAAGUCGACCUUCUCGCGACUGAGUCUGGACAGCAUCAACGCGUCCAUCAUGCAAUUUGAAAAUGGGAACAGAAACCGCGGCAACAGCGGUGGAAGUGACAGGCCUGGUACUGCUCAGGGCACCGAGCCAACAUAUGGAAGCUACAAUUCCCAGACCAGUACAUUGCUCGGCAGUAUGACGUCCGGCGGCAGGUCUCGCGCAACAUCCAAUCUGUCCGUGGUGAGCAAUCCCGCACAGGACGUGGCCUUCCAAUCAUUUAGCUCUCCUCCAGCAGCAAGGCCGACAGAUAGCUCAUCAUCGCACGUCACAGAAACAGUGGCUCGAAUGCUCCAGUGCCUCUCGGUGUUGUGUUCGAUUCAGUCUGGAGACGAAGCUCAGAAUCGGAUGGAGGAACUCAACAAGCAAUUGAAAUUGAACUGGCUAGGUCGGGGCCGUACCGGUAGGAAUCGGAAGGGUUUUGUUGGGAGCAAAGUGCGACCCAUGGGACGUGGGCUUGACCGCGAAGGGAGUCCCACGCCUACGCCUACUCGACAGGGGACUGUGAGCAGGCAGAGCGACGAUGCUGGAUGA
Messenger RNA from Fonsecaea monophora, 2361 nucleotides. RefSeq lists its product as hypothetical. The transcript is spliced from 2 exons. Bases 1 to 2361 code for a protein of 786 amino acids. Gene Ontology annotation, biological process: TORC2 signaling. NCBI's taxonomy places the organism in Eukaryota, Fungi, Ascomycota, Eurotiomycetes, Chaetothyriales, Herpotrichiellaceae. The record is from RefSeq and is a predicted model, not a curated record. Gene Ontology annotation, cellular component: TORC2 complex.